CCUACAGUCGGCAGGCAUUGUGAACGAGUGAACAUAUAAAGCCAUUAUGUCUGUGAAAUCAUCUAGUUUUAAUUGUACUUCAUGUAGAAUAAAAUUGUCCACUAAUUAUAAUUUGCAGCAGCAUCUACAAAAUUUCCAUAAAAGUAAUAGUCCUGUGAAAGAAGAAGCAAUAUGUCCAUUCGAAGACUGCAGAAAAACUCUAAGCAGUAAACAUUCAGAGUUAGUAGGACACUUGACAGAGAAGCAUGAAUUUCAGCCAUCAAUCGUUGAAUUCACGUUUGCUUCUGAAGAUGAGGAGCAUUCCUACAGCGAGCCUCGCAUGAGAGAAGGGUCGAGUCAAACGAGGCAAAUGACAGGAGAGUCCUGCUACAGUCGAGACCAGCGACGGUAGAGACCUGUGACAUUCGAGGCCAGCGACGGUGGAGGACUCCUGAAAAAGAGGCCUCAAAGGUCGCCUGCGUUAGGCGACA
Molecule: messenger RNA, 470 nt
Organism: Nilaparvata lugens (brown planthopper)
Lineage: Eukaryota; Metazoa; Arthropoda; Insecta; Hemiptera; Delphacidae
Exons: 2
Coding region: 47-391 (114 amino acids)
Source: RefSeq, a predicted model, not a curated record